This is a messenger RNA of Penicilliopsis zonata CBS 506.65, 708 nucleotides long. RefSeq lists its product as hypothetical. The transcript has a single exon. The coding region runs from base 1 to 708 and encodes 235 amino acids. The record is from RefSeq and is a predicted model, not a curated record. Lineage: Eukaryota; Fungi; Ascomycota; Eurotiomycetes; Eurotiales; Aspergillaceae.
AUGGACUUGUCCCUCCCCUUCAGCUCCCUCGACCACUCCCUCGUCGCCAUUUACGUCCCCUACUUUUUCUGCUUUCGCUCUCCCGACCCCCAACAGUGUUUGACGCGUCUCCAGGCCGGCAUUGACCUGUUGUUCCUGCGUCUGCCCUUUCUAACCGGCAAGGUCGUCCCCUGGAGGGAUCCGAGGUAUAAAAGAAAAGGCCAGCUGCGCAUCCAGCCGGGAAAUGCCUUUGCUGCGAUCCCCAUGGUGGCCGUCAAGCAGUUGCCCGACCUGACCUUGCCUCCUGCUUUCGUUCAAGACAGAAGCAAAACCAGAGACAGGAACAGAAACGAGGAGACAACCAACUUAUCCAUCGCUACGUUCGAUGAGAGGUUUCUUCUCCUCCCACGCAUGCUGCUGCCGUCCGAAGCAAGGCCUGUCCUACGCUUCCAGGCGACUGUUCUCGCGGACGGGGUCGUCUUGAGCAUGAUAUACAGCCGUAACGUCUUCGACGGCGCGGACGCAGAUGACAUCCACAAGCUGCUGGCCGAGUGUUGUCGCGCGGCGAUGACGGGGGAGCAAUUGUUUUCUCUCAACAUAAACGCCGAGCAAGAGGCAAUCCUGCGAGAUGCAAUCACCACUGCUGGCGAGGGGCCACGCCAGGAUAUCGACCAUUCCGCGGUGACAGGGCACGUUUGGUUGGCGCAGAAGGGGAGAAAGGAGGACUAA